CCUUGGAAUUGUUCUGCCUUAUUAUGAGCGAGGGCGGACAACGGAUGCAGCAGCAACCAUGGCUGCGCCUACCACCUUACAUACUAAUUUCUCAGGCUGCUGAUCGUGCUUCCUAGCUCGCGUGUAGCUAGCAUAUUCGACACCAUUUCCUUAGAUUCGUCUUCUUUAACGCCUAACGGUGAUUUCUCGUACUACCUCGUCCAGUCCUAGGUUCCUCUCUCUCUUCUUUUUUUCCGUCUUAUUCGUCGGCUUUUAGUUCUACCGUAACAUCCUCCGCCUGCGCUUUUCGAUCUGUCCAUCUUCCCUCCUCGUCUCUUCAUACCGACUUCCCAUCCGCGUUUAUCCUCCAUAAAACUCGCCCAAUUCGUCGAACAAGCUAGCUUCGCCAUAAGCUCCUAAACCUCCCAUCCGUUUGAACGCUUACCCGGCGAGAAUCUAGGAUACAGCUAACUCGUUUCCUCACUCUCGCGUCUCCUUAGCACGCCACGUGCUUUCCUCUUAGUCACGUGUUUCCCCCGAAGCGAAGUGCGUCUCGUUUCUACGCCACGGUUUCUCCGGUGAACGUGGCGAAAAUGGCUCCCAAGCCGGAUCAAGUGAGCGCGAUAAAUGACAUCACCAAGAAGCUCUCCGGGACUUCCCUGUCCAAAGACGUUCUAAUCAAGACCCUCAAGUCCGCUGCGGGCAUCCUGGAGCAGCUGCAGCAGUCCGCGCCAGAGCCGACGAUGUCGGCGCUGCGCCCGCUGGCGCAGGCAUUGCCGGCGGCCAACUUCAUGCGCCACCGCGACCGCGACGUGCGCGUGCUGCUGGCGUUCUGCAUCAGCGAGGUGCUGCGCGUGUUCGCGCCGGACCCGCCCUACGACGACAGCCCGCUCAAGAGCGUGUUCGAGCUGCUAGUGGGCACGUACGAGGGCCUGGAGGACACGGCGUCACCGCUGUACCCGCGGCGGGUGGCGAUUCUGGAGUCGAUGGCACGGGUGAAGACGUGCAUCAUCAUGCUGGACCUCGAGUGCACUGACCUCAUCCUGCACAUGUUCGAGACCUUCUUCCGCGUCGUGCGCCCCGAGCACGCGCUGCACGUGCAGAUGGCGAUGGUGGAGGUGAUGGCGUCUGUGAUCGAUGAGAGCGAGGACGUCUCCCCGCACCUGCUGGACGCCAUCGUAUGCAACAUGCUCUCACCGGAAAAGGAGGCCUCCCCUUACGCGUACCACUUGGCGGCAGCAGUGGUCAAGCGAUCGGCAGAGCGGCUUCAGCCGGUGUUUCAGAGGCACCUGGCCCCUGCUAUCCGCACUGUUGCUGCCGCAGCAGGGAAGGACGGGGAGAGCAAGGGCGGCGGGGGCAGCGGCGGCGGUGGUGGUGGUGGCGGUGGUGGUGGUAGUCUAGCGUGCAAGCGCUAUCAUGAUGUGAUUCUCGAGGUGUUUCGAGUGGCGCCGAGUGCGCUGGAGAUGGCUCUGCCUCAGAUACACGAGGAGCUCGUGCAUGAGGAUCCCGAGGUGCGGUUGAAAGCGGUGUCGCUGGUGGGGCGGCUGCUGAUGGUGGACGCGUCCACGCUGCAGCACCACUACCGGCAGCUUUUUGCAGAGUUUCUGCGCCGCUCCAACGACAAGUCGGUGGACGUACGAGUGAAGCUUGUCAACCUCCUCGAAUCCUUCCUCCUCCCGGCUUCUACCUCCGCUGCUGCUGCUGCUGCUUCUGCUGCUGGUGCUGGCGCUGGUGGUGUGGCAGGGGCAGGGGCAGCGGCAGGGGCUGGAGGGAAUGCUCUUGUGGCGUUGUAUUUCAACAAGGGUCAGGGAGCAGGAGGGGCAGGGGCUGCUGGUGGUGGUUCGGGUGGUGGUGCUGGUGCAGUUGUAGGGAGCAGGGCUGUGGAUAUGUCAGAAAUAAGAAACAUGCUGCUAGAGCGUCUACUGGACGUGGAGGAGAGGGUGAGGCAGGCGGCAGUUAAAGCCCUCUGCUCUGUCUUCGCCCGCAGCCCAAAGCUGCUGCCAGUGGCGGACCUCCGAGCCGUGGCAGACAGACUAAGGGACAAGAAAGUGCCCGUGAGGCGAUUCACCCUGCCAGAAAUCGCUAGGGUUUACCGGGAGCACUGCUCGCGAUGUGCCGUGCGAGAUAGGGAGAGGGAGGAGGCGGAGGCAGGGAAGGGGUUGAAAGAGGAUGGGGGAGGAGUGGGAGUGGGAGUGGGAGUGGGGGGAGGGGGAGGGGGAGGAAUGGGGAAUGGAGUGGAGGGGGAUAAGGAGGAGGAGGAGGAGGUGGAGAGGUUUGAGUGGCUGCCUAGUCGGAUGAUCAAGUGUUGCUAUUUCAAGGACUGCAAGGACUUCAAGCCACAGACCAUGGACGUGUUCUUUGACGACGAGCUCUUCCCCAAGGCACUGCCUGUGGAGCGGCGGGCGUUCCACUGGGUGUACCUCUUCCACUCGUUUGACAUCAACGACCUCAAGGCCUUCUCACACAUCCUGCAGAAUAAGCAGAUCCUUCAAGCCAGUAUGACAACCUUCCUUAAAACGCGCCAGGAGCUCAAGGACCUAGACGCUCGAGAGCGGAAGAAGGCAGGCGAGGAAGCAGAGAAGAGCAAGGGGAGGAGCAAGGAAAAAGGCGCAGACGCAGAAGGGGAGGGAGACUCUGGGGAAGAGGGAGGCGGCGGAGGAGGAGCAGGAGGAGGAGCGGAGGGGGGUGGUGGGGGGUUGGCUGCGGUUGAAGCUGAGCGGAAGGUGCUGCAGGAGAGGAUGGUGGCGAGUGGGAGGCGCAUGGCACAGGCAGCGUUCCUGGAUGUGGGAAAGGCGGAGGAUCAUUUCACCAAGCUGGGUGCGCUGAAGGACAACCACGUGUUCCGCCUGCUCUCCUCCCUCAUGUCGCCAGCUGAGCCUCUCGCGGCCAUACAAGCCAUGCGGGACGAGCUGCUGAAGCGCAUAGGUGAAAGGUCACACCUAUACGACUUUAUGAAGGACCUGUCCUACAAGCUCUCGUUCCACCUGUUUGGGCGGCAGCACACGGAGCACGUCCUAGCCAUCCUUGGCGCCAUUGCAGCCAAGGGGGAAGAGGCGGCAAAGGAGGCGGCCAAGGUUGACCCGGAGAGCGGGGAGGAGGAGGAGAAGGAAGGAGGGGAGAAGGGGAAGAAGAGGGAUGGGAAGGGGAAAGUGAAGGAGGAGGGGGAGGAGGGGGGCGGGGACGGUGGAGAGGAGGGAAGGGACAGGGGGGAUAAGGGAGGGGAGGUAAGGGGGAAGAGGUUGGGAGUGGCUGGGUUGACGCUGAGGCAGCAGCAGGUGUUGGCUCGGCGGUUCCGGCUGUUUGUGUCUGCUGCUAUUCGGCUGCUCGUGGAGGUGGCAGCGCACUUCCCUGCGCUCUUCGAGGGGUGCUUCGCCAGCCUGCUGCCUCUGCUAAGAGCGCACCACCCCGAGCUCAAGGAGGGCGCUGCAAAGCUGCUCUCCAAACUCUCCUUCUCCCCGGACUCCUCCGCCAACGCUGCUGCUCUUGGCAACUCCUCGCCAGACUCCCAGGCUACCAACGACACCAUGGAGUGCCUGAAGCAGCUGGCCAUAGACGGCACGCGUCACCAGAUCAAGGCUGCAGUGGCGGCUCUCUCAGCGUCUAUCUACGGCGUUAGGGGGCGGUCCACCCUGUCGUUUAUCUACGAGAAAGCGUUUUCGUCGCUGGAGAGCGCGAACGAGCAGCAGCUGCAGCGGGGCCUGGAUGCCAUGGGGGAGAUUGCCCGCUUCGCCCCUGACGUGUGGCAGCCGCAUGAGGACGCGAUUAUCAAGUUUGUCGUGCGCAAGCUGCUCCGGAGAAGCAGUGCGUCUGGCCAGGCGAGUGCAGCAGCAGCGCUUGACACACCCUGCCCUGUGGCAACUCUCAAGGCGCGCGGCAUCAAGAUGCUCGUGAAGACGUUUCUCCCCCGCCAGCCCGCACCAGGCGGCAGCAAGAAGCAGUCGGUGGGGCUGCAGGCCGUGCUGGGCAAGCUGCUGCCGAGAGGAGAGGUGUACGACGACGUGCAGUCUUCGGAGGCGGACCGAGCCCUACUGCGAGUGACAGCAGCCAAGUCAGUGGUCAACCUCUCCACUCAACUCGACUCCCAGAUCACAGCUGACCUCUACCGCCUUGCCGUCUUGACCUCCCUAGACCCUGUGCCUGUGGUGCGGCGGGGCUUUGCCAGCAAGCUGAUCGGGGGUCUCAAGGACCGGUCUGUGCCAAUGCGCUAUGCUGCUGCGCUGCCGCUGCUGGCCGCUGCGGAGGAGACAGACAGUGAGCCGCAAAUCGAGGUCCGGCGGUACCUAGCCGAAUAUGUGGAUGCUACUAGGAGGGCAGCAGCUAGGAGAUCCGUGGCGGGUGGGGGAGCAGGGGAAGAUGCGAAGGACAAGGAAGGGAAGCAGCAGCAGCAGCAGCAGCGGGUGGGGGCAGGGGAGAAGGAUAACAAGGAGGGCCAGGCAUGGGAGGUGAAGGGGGGAGGAGGGGAAGGGGGAGGCAAGGAUGGCGGUACGGGUGCAGCUGGUGCGGCUGGUGUGGGGGGUGCAGGGUUGUCGACGAUUAUAGAGCACCCGGAGUAUGCAUUGGUGUAUCUAGCUUAUGUGCUGGCGCAGCAUCCGCAGUGGCCGAAAGGGGACGCUGCCAGUGCCAAGGCAGAGGAUUACGAGCCCGUGCAACGCCCCAUGGAGUAUCUCUUGCGCGCAUUGCUGCAGGGGGGCACGGAGGGGGGGAGGGGCGCGGAGGGGGGCGCAGGGGCAUCGCGCAAGGACAGGGGCGGGGGGCAGGAGGAGGUGGAUAACCUGGGAGCCGUGCUGGCAGUGCUGCGAACAAUCAAGGCGGCCAGUCCAGUCGCUAACAGCGUUGCACAAGAGAAGCUAGCAACCGUGUGCGACAUAGGCAUUGCAAUAGCCAAGGCCAUCGGCAGGACCCGCCCCUUCACUCUCACCUACUCGCACCUCGUGCCACUCCCCUCCGCGCUCUUCAAAGUCCCCGCCGCCGCAACGCCCCCUGCUUCUGCUGGAGCAAUCACACCAGCAGCAGCAGCACCAGCAGCCGCAGCAGCAGGAGGAGGAGGAGCAGCAGCAGCCGCGGCGGGAGGAGCAGGGGGGGCAGGAGAGGCGGAAGGUGGUUCUGUGGAGCCGAGUGGUACGGGGGCGAGUGGGAGUGUAGAUGCGAGUGGGUCAAUUGUGCCAACUGGGACCCCCGAGCCGACUCCUGCUUCUGAGCUGCCCCUCACUCCACUGCCCGACGGCAGCAACCUGCCUGCUUGCCUUGCGGAGCUCGAGACCCAGUUUGUGGUUCAAGUGAAGCCCAUUGCGUCGCCUGCUGCAAAGGCGCACCAUGCUGCGCGAGGGGGUGCGAAGGGCAAGAGACCAUCCAGAGCAACAAGGAGAAGGCUGGACGGACGAGGAGAGGAGGAUGAAGAGGAGGGAGAGGAGGAGGAGGAAGAGGCAGAGGAGGUGGGGGAUGAUGAAGACGAGGAGGAAGAGGCGGAGGAGGAUGAUGAAGAGGGGAUGCAGGUCGUUUCUGAGGAAGGUGUGACGGCAGCGGUAGGGGGUCGAGGGAGGAAGGGGAGGAAGGAAGCGGGUGCUGCAGAGUCGGGAAGAAAGAAGGCUAAGGUGACUGUUGAAGAGACUACCCCUGGGAGGGGGAGAGCGGCGGAAAGGCGGAAAGGGAGGAAAGGAGGAGGGAAGGAGGAAGCAGAAGAGGAGGAAGAGGAGGAGGCCGAGGGAGAGGAGGAGGAGGAGGAGGCGGGGGAGGGAGAGGAGGAGGAGGUGGAGGAGGAGGAAGAAACAGCUGCGGUUAAGGGAGGUAAAGGGGCAGGUGGAGGGAGGAAGGGUGCCAAGGGUGGCGGUAAAGGGGCUGGAGCGGCAGUUGGUGCAGCUGCUGCCGCUUCUCCUGUCGCUCCAAAGAGCCAUAAGAAGAAACAACCAGCAGUACCGGCACCAGCACCGGCAGGAGCAGCGGAGAUCGCUCUGCGAAAGGCGUAUGUGGGGCGGCGCAUCAAAGUGUGGUGGCCGCUCGACAAAGCCUAUUACAAGGGCACCAUCAAGUCAUAUCAAGUCAAGACUGAGAAACACACGGUGCGGUACGACGAUGGAGACAAGGAGGAUCUGCUGCUUCACCGGGAGAAGUUUGAGUUCAUUGACGGUCUACCUCCGCCCUCUGCCGCUGCUGCCGAGAAACCGGCUACUUCUGCUCCUGAUUCGGGUGGCAAGGGGAAGGCCUCAGGGACACACAAAAAGGGUGCUGCUGAGGCUGCUGCUGAUGGCACUGCUGCCACUGUUAGCAAAUCUCACAAGAAGAAGGUGCCUCCCCCAGUUGCUGCCGCUGACUCUCCUCCUGCCGCCGCCGCUGCUUCUACUGCUGCUGCUGCUUCUGGUAAGGCAGAAGGGGGCAAGGCCAAGGGUGCAAGCACGCCGGCUGCAGAUAAGGCGUCUGGGAGAGGGAAGGGGGCAGCUGCUGCUGGUGGUGGUGGUGGUGGGAGAGGAGGGUCGUCAGCAGAAAAGGCAGGGAGAGGGAAGAGGAAGGCAGAGGAGGUGGUGGGAGAUGAAGGGGAAGGGGAGGGAGAUGAGAGGAGGGAAGAGAAGGAGGAUGGAGAGAAGGGUGGGAAGGGUGCUAAGAGGGGGAAAGGGGCGGAGGGAAAGGAAGGAAAAGAAGGAAAGGAGGGUGAGGGCGGGGAGAGGAGUGAGCCGGGGGAUGUGGAGAUGCUGGAUGCUGAGGAUAAAGUUGAGGGUGAGGGAGGGGGAGAGAAGGUAGAGGAGGGAGAGAAGGGAGAGAAGGGAGAGAAGGGAGAGGAGAGCAAGAAGGCGGAUAGAAAAGGGGAGGAGGCAGGCAAAGGGGGGGAGUCUGACAAGAAAUCUGGGGAGGAAGAGAAGGGGGGAGAAAAAGGGGAAGAGAAGGGGAAGGAAGAGGAGGCAGGUCAAAACAAGGGCGAGGAGAAGGAGGAGGAGGGUGGUGAGGAGGGGGAGAAGGCGGGCAAGGGUGUGGGAAAAAAGCCAGUGAAGGCUAGUAUUGGUAUUGCUGUUGGUGCUCCCGCAGGUGUGUCAAAACCUCCUGAUCCUAAGAGUGCAGACGCUAAGGCGGGAGGGAUUGAGAGUGAAGGGGAGGAUAAGACUGAUGCGGGGAGGAAGGGGGAGAAGCGGGGGAAGUCUGAGGGGGAGGAAGAAGGGAAGGGGCGCAACGGGGCUAAUAAAAAGCAGAGGGCGACAGGGGAUGGGGAGGGGGCAGCAGAGGAGGUGAAGGAGCAGGGUAAGGUGGAAAGUGCAGGAGGGAAGGGAGAAAAGGCAGGGGAAAAGGCAGGAGAAAAUGCAGGGGAAAAGGAAGGGGAAAAGGCAGGGGGCAAGCCGAAGGACAGUGCUGUUGCGAACGGAAGCCCAGGAGGAGAGGAGGGUGAGAAGGGGGAGAGGCAAGCGGAGGAGAAUGGCAAGGCAGAGGCAGGAGGAACAGGGGCAGCAGCAGGGGCAGGUGCAGGGGCAGGUGCAGGGGGUCGAGGGAGGAAGGUGUCGAUUGGCAUUGCUGUGGGUGCGCCUGCAUCAGCAGCAGGGGGGGCGGCAGAUGAAGAGAAGAAGGCUGCAGCGGGGGCAGAUGUGGAAGCAGCCGGAGCUGGAGGGUCGGGAGGCGAGUCUGAUGGGAAGGACAAGAGACAGCUCCGGGAGCGCCGGAGCCGCGGCAAGUCGUGAAGGAUAAAGGCGGAGGAGGUACAUUCCAGAAUUCCGCAUCUUUGUCGGCUUGCUCCUACCGCUGCUGCCGCAGCUCUUGCUGGUGCAACGUCUACCGAUGCUUCUGCUCCUGCUGCUCCUACCGCUCCUGCUGUUGCUGCUGUUGGUGUGUCCUGCAGGCGUGGUACCAGUUGCUGGUUACUGACGACACUAGUACUGUUUGUGUGACACUAGGCUUAGCAACAGGAAGAGAAAUACCAUAACGAACCAGGGUGGAUGUGAAACACCACUCAGUGGGCAGUCUGGAGUUGUGACUGAUCUUGAUGCCAGGAUUAGAAUUCAUGGUAAAGUUUCGGCAGUUGUGCUUGCCUGCAAACGGCGUUGUGCUUCACAAUGUUACAACCUUCUGACUUGACUAAAUAUAUUGGUAAACAUAUU
Molecule: messenger RNA, 8051 nt
Organism: Closterium sp. NIES-67
Lineage: Eukaryota; Viridiplantae; Streptophyta; Zygnematophyceae; Desmidiales; Closteriaceae
Source: the annotation of a GenBank genome assembly